Molecule: messenger RNA, 1791 nt
Organism: Panicum hallii
Lineage: Eukaryota; Viridiplantae; Streptophyta; Magnoliopsida; Poales; Poaceae
Product: ureide permease 1-like
Exons: 8
Coding region: 129-1400 (423 amino acids)
Biological process (GO): nitrogen compound transport
Cellular component (GO): membrane
Molecular function (GO): uracil:monoatomic cation symporter activity; allantoin:proton symporter activity
Source: RefSeq, a predicted model, not a curated record
CCACCUCCAAUCCUCCACUGGCGAAGUCAAUCUGAAUGUGGUAAUAAACUCGUGCAGAUCAAGCCGGACUUUUCAGUGAAUCUAGUCAGCGGCGGCCGCUCCUACUUGCCGCGCCGCUUAAAGUGGCCAUGGACCGUGCCGUUGCCUGCGCGACUUCGUCUUGUCUGCUGCUCAUCACUUGCCACAAGGUGCUGGAGAUGUUCGUGGUCGAGGACAAGGCCGGCGCCAUCGCGGUGAUGCUGGCGUCGCUGCUGCUGCUGGGCACCUGGCCGGCGCUGCUCACGCUGCUGGAGCGCCGGGGCCGGCUGCCGCAGCACACCUACCUGGACUACUCGCUGACCAACUUCCUCGCCGCCGUGCUCAUCGCGCUCACCUUCGGCCAGCUCGGGGCCGGCGAGCCCGACUUCUUCGCGCAGCUCAGCCAGGAUAACUGGCCCUCGGUGAUGUUCGCCAUGGCCGGCGGCGUGGUGCUCAGCGUCGGGAACCUGUCGACGCAGUAUGCCUGGGCGUAUGUGGGUCUCUCCGUGACCGAGGUCAUCAGCUGCAGCAUGGUGGUGGUCAUAGGCACGACGCUGAACUACUUCCUGGACAACCGCAUCAACAGGGCGGAGAUACUCUUCCCCGGCGUGGCGUGCUUCCUCAUCGCCGUCAUCCUCGGCUCCGCUGUCCAUGCCUCCAAUGCAGCUGACAACAAGGAAAAACUUAGGGCAAGUGGAAUCGAGGAGCCAAGCAAAGAAGUACUUGACAAAGAUGCUCCCAAGGACUUGGAGGAUGGAUCCUCUGGAGCUAAGCAUGCCCCCAGCAGCAAAGCUGAGGCAGGCACUGCAGAAUACCUCAUCCAGCUCGAAGAGCGGCGUUCGAUCAAGGUAUCCAGGUCGAGCACCUUCUUCGGUCUUGGGAUAGUCUUCUUCUCCGGCGUGUGCCUGUCGCUCUUCUCCCCGGCGUUCAACCUGGCCACCAACGACCAGUGGCACGCCCUCCCCGGCGGCGUGCCGCACCUAGCGGUCUACACCGCCUUCUUCUACUUCUCCAUCUCGUGCUUCAUCAUCAACGUCGGCCUCAACAUCCUGUUCCUCUACCGGCCGAUGGCCGGCGCGCCCGAGUCCUCCCUCAGGGCCUACCUCAGCGACUGGAAAGGCCGGCAGUGGGCGCUCCUCGCCGGCCUGCUCGGUGGCUUCGGCAACGGGCUCCAGUUCAUGGGCGGCCAGGCUGCUGGCUACGCUGCUGCUGAUGCUGUUCAGGCAUUGCCUCUUGUGAGCACAUUCUGGGGCGUCCUGCUGUUCGGGGAGUACCGGAAGUCGUCGCGGAGAACCUACAUCCUGCUCGGGCUCAUGCUGUUCAUGUUCGUCGCCGCCGUCGCCGUGCUCAUGGCCUCGUCAGGUCACAGGGGCAACAAGUGAUCACCGCUCCCUGUGUUUUCCAAAUGCUGCUCAUCGUGUGUUUGCAAGAGCAAACUAUUACCCUUGCCAACAGGAUGCAAAGAAAUUCAGACAACAAGGCAAGGGACCCUGCUUCAGGAACCAACCAACAAGGCGAAUUCGAUUCGUGAUGUUUUCAAUAGAAUGGGGAUUUAAAUAAAAAAUGCUUGUGGUGUGGUUCCAUGAAAGCAUAAAAAGUGUAGGACUAUAUGUAUAAUAGUUUUUUCUUUCUGUUCUUUCCAAAGACUAUUUGGAGCAGAUAUGAUGAUAGUAACUGAAGUUGUUCCGGGAGUUUCUCAGUAUGCUUCUCGGAUUCGUGCAGUUCAUCAUGCAACAUUAAGAGGCAAAUGCAAGGAACCAUAAAUAUGUCUUC